Molecule: messenger RNA, 3405 nt
Organism: Pseudozyma flocculosa PF-1
Lineage: Eukaryota; Fungi; Basidiomycota; Ustilaginomycetes; Ustilaginales; Ustilaginaceae
Exons: 3
Coding region: 1-3405 (1134 amino acids)
Biological process (GO): microtubule-based movement
Molecular function (GO): microtubule binding; ATP binding; microtubule motor activity
Source: RefSeq, a predicted model, not a curated record
AUGGCGGAAUCUUCAAUCUCAGUCUGCGUGAGGAUCAGGCCCUUUAGCGAAAAGGAAGCGGCGCUGCUGGCGCCCGAGGACAAUGUCCUUCCCUUUCUCGGCGACGGAGGGCUGGGCGGCUCGCCGGCCAAGCCCCUGAUCCCCAUGCCGGCCACUGGGAUGCCGCGCGGCAGGUUCAUCCGGCCCAUCGUCAAGCCCAUGGACGACCAGGUCCUCGUCUUUGAUCCGCCAGACAACAACCCGCUCUCCAGGCUCUACUCGCAGAGCCACCUCACCCACGGCGGCAAGCGCAGCAAGGACAUGCGCUACGCCUUUGAUCGCGUCUUCAACAGCGCCUGCACCCAGGGCGACGUCUUCGAGCAGACAUGCAAGCCGCUCAUGGACGGCAUCCUCAACGGCUACAACGCCAGCGUCUUUGCUUAUGGAGCUACCGGAUGUGGAAAGACGCACACCAUUUCUGGCUCGCCCGAGGACCCCGGCCUCAUCUUCCUCACCAUGAAGGAGCUCUACCAGCGCAUCGACGAGGCGAGAGCCGACUCGGAAGUCUACAUCCGCCUCUCUUACCUCGAGAUCUACAACGAGACCAUCAGGGACCUCCUCAGCGCGGAACCCACCCCUCCUGGCCAGGGCCUGGCGCUGCGCGAGGAUGCCAACAACAAGAUCUCGGUGGUGGGCAUCACGGAGCUGGUCCCGGAGAGCCCAGAGACGGUGCUCGACAUCAUCCAGGAGGGCAACGCCAGGCGCACCAUGAGCCCGACCGAGGCCAAUGCCGUCAGUUCCAGGAGCCACGCCGUGCUCCAGAUCAACGUCACGCAGAAGCCACGCACCGCCGACACGACCGACGAGACGACCAGCGCCUCGCUCAACAUCAUCGACCUGGCCGGGUCAGAACGAGCCUCGGCGACGCGCAACAACGGUGCGCGGAUGAAGGAAGGCGCCAACAUCAACAAGUCGCUCCUCGCCCUGGGCAACUGCAUCAACGCGUUGUGCCAGUCUGGCGGGCUGCGGAAGCACGUGCCGUACCGCAACAGCAAGCUGACGCGGCUGCUCAAGUUCUCGCUCGGCGGCAACUGCAAGACCGUCAUGAUUGUCUGCGUCAGCCCUUCGAGCGCCCACUACGAGGAGACGCACAACGCCCUCAAGUACGCCAACCAGGCCAAGAAUAUCCGCACCAAGGUCAGCCGCAACAUGAUCAACGUCGACAGGCACGUGGCCCAGUACGUCCAGACGAUUGCGCAGCUCAAGGAGGAAGUGGCAGAGCUCAAGCGCAAGCUGUCAGAAAAGGGUUCGUACGAGUCUGCGGCAGAGAAGCGGAAACGAGCCGAGGCGGCACAGGAGCUGGUCGUCGUCAAGAACGAGAUCUCGAGCAAGACGGAAAACGUCCGCAGACUCGUACGCGAAAAGGCCGGCUUCGAGGCGCAGAUCGCAGCGGCCGAGGUGCGUUCGAUCGAGCUGCGGCGGCGACUCGAUGAGGUCGAGGCAGAGCUCGGCGGCUGUCAAGCCAGGAAGGGCUCUUCGCCCACCAUUGAGGUCGAUUCAGAGGCGGAACUGCUCGAGGGCGAACGCAACAUCCUGCGACAGCUGCUGCAACGGCAGGAGUCCAUCAUUCGCAGUCCGGAGCUCAAGGCAGGCGCGGACGGCCUCGAAAACAGCCUGACCAUGCACCGGGGCCUGCUGAUGGUGGCAAGCCAGAACCAAAAGUUCGACGUCCAGGCCGCCGAGAUCGUCAAGAGCCUGGGCGAGUCGGUCCGGAGUGUCCUCGACUCGGCAAGGGCCCAGACGAAGUACGACGCGGCGCUGGCAGUCCUGCGCGACAGCUCGCGAGAUCUGGCCCGCCUCGUCUCCGUAGCGGCCAAGAGUACAGUGGCUCUGCGCGACGUCGCCGGCCAGCUCGAAUACGAGACUGGCGAACUCAACAAGGGAGGCGGCGCACCACCGCUAGCCUCUAGGCUCGCCGAGCUCGCAGCUCAGAUGAGAGGGCUUGCCGACGCAAACAACCUCGACAUCUCGGACAUGGCUGGCAGCGGUGUCCUUCAGCAGGCAUCUGUCGCGGGCAGACCGAUGCGGACAGGCGCCUCUACCGUGCUGCGCCGAGCGCGGAGAUCGUUUGGGAGCGCCCAACCUGGAGUCGGGCAGCCUGGUGCGCUCGUCGCCGGACUCCGUUCCGCAUCGGUCGCGGCCCCGGCGCGAGCCGCGGGGCCUCCGAGAACAGGCGUCCGGCGAGCUUCGCUUGCACCUGGCGGAAGCCGCGUGAUUCCAUCGUCGCCGACAAAGCCGGCUCCAUCACGGGGCGUUCAAGCUCCACCAGCGACUGCUGCACCCGCGAGAGCGCACUUCGCAAGCAGCCCCCGCAAGACGAACCGACGGCUCAGCGUGGGUCUUCGCAGGGUCAGCGCCGUCGGCCUUGGCAACAGGCCGCCACCGCCCCCUGUCGAGCCGGCGCCGCAGGCCAAAAAGGCUUUCCGCUGGGCAGAUGAAGCAGGCGAGGGCUCGAUCGACGACAAGGGAAAGCGAGCUGUCCCGCCAACUGGGUCGGCUGAAUCCUUGGCACCUGCGCCGCCUCUGCCUCCAGCCGGUCUCGGGGCAGCGUCGGCCGGCGUCGGUGACCAGGUUCCGCCGCACCGCGCACCGGCCCGACAGCCCGCUAGUCGACUAGCAAGUGAUGUCGAAGCCGAGGACAGCUCCAGCGGGACGGACUGGGAAGACUAUGGAAGCGCCACCAGCAGCGCGAGCCCAGCUGCAGCAGAUGCUAGCGAUGGAGCUGGCAAGCCGGUCGCCAAGCGGGCCGCCGGCAUGUUUGACCGCAACUUCCUCGCCAAGCGCGCCGCCGCAAAAUCGUCUUCGUCGUCGGCGCUCGGCGCUCUGCAGGAGACAGAGGACGACGAUGGCGAUCAAGGUUCUGAGGGGGGUCUGGGACGACCUACCAUCCCGGGCUUCUUGAGCGACGCGGCGUCGGCGCCGCGAGAGCCGUUCGGCGAGCUAGCCAAUCGAUCGCUCCCGACCACGGCGAGCACGCUCAACCUGAGCGGUGCCAAGUUCAACAGCGAGCGCCGAGGUCCCUACUCGCGACAGUCGCUCUCGGGCCCGGGCAGCGGUGUCGGGCCGGUUCGCCGCAAGGCAAGGGUGAGCAGCAUCAACUCGAGCGGGCCCCUUCUACCGUCGACCUCGGCCUCGCCACUUCCGCCGCAGCCGGCUGCUUCACGGACCGCCUCGGGACCGCCCAACAACACUGCCGCCCGCCUGGCACGGAGAGCGAGCAGCCUCACUGUCAACCUGAGCCUCCCGACUCCGGGCAACCCGCUCGGUCGGCCGCACGGCAUCGCACCCUCGCGCUCCGGUACGCUCGGCUCGAUUGGCGAAGACAGCUUCAACACCUCCACGAUGGGCAAGCGCACGAUCCGCUAG